Messenger RNA from Tachysurus vachellii, 1502 nucleotides. RefSeq names its product GTP-binding protein REM 2-like. The transcript is spliced from 6 exons. The record is from RefSeq and is a predicted model, not a curated record. NCBI's taxonomy places the organism in Eukaryota, Metazoa, Chordata, Actinopteri, Siluriformes, Bagridae. Gene Ontology annotation, molecular function: calcium channel regulator activity; GTP binding; GTPase activity. The coding region runs from base 1 to 1008 and encodes 335 amino acids. Gene Ontology annotation, cellular component: plasma membrane.
AUGGUGUGGGUCAGGAAAGCACUCUGCAAUGGGGCGACAUUCCAAUCUAUUCACUUAGGUGUAGCCAGUGGCAUAUUUGCAAGACGGCGAGAGACGCGCAGGAGUGAGAGCAUCUCUGAUGGGUGUUUUGGAGGUCAUCGGUCGAGCAUGACUCUUUCCAGCGCCCCGCCCGUCCGCAGAGGAAGCACUCCGGUUCCGUUCAAAUAUCAGCUCAGAAGAGAAGAAGCAGUCAACGAUGACUGUGACUGGACGCCAGGAAUCGGUGUAACUGAAGCAACGUCGCCUCCUCCAGUUAGCUUCGUCCCAGCUCAGGAUGAGGCUGCGGGUGCUUACGUGGAGGAAAAACAGGGAGGACCGUUCAGGAUCGCCCUGCUCGGCCAGAACGGCGUGGGGAAGACGUCGCUCGCUAUCGCCCUCGCAGGGGAAAUAGACAGAACUGCAUCUGUGGACUCAGAUGGCGAGGGCUACGUUCGCACCGUUACCGUGGACAACGAGGAGAGCACCAUCUUUAUCUUUGAUAACUGGAGACAGGAUCUGUCCAUGCUGGUGUGUGAAGUAUGUGUGUUGGUGUUUUCGGUGACAGACCGGCGCAGCUUUCACCGCACGGCUCAGCUCCGCCUCCUUCUCAGGGAAAACCAACCUCAAACUCCCAUCAUCCUCGUGGGCAAUAAGAGCGACUUGGUGCGCUCACGUGAGGUCAGCACGGAGGAGGCUCGAUCCAACGCUGCACUCUAUGAGUCUCCUUAUGUGGAGCUGUCUGCAUCUCUGGACCACGGCACCACCAAGCUUCUGGAGCUGGCUGUGCGGGCAGCACGAGGAGAAAACCUGGGAUCCUUAGGGGUCAUCGGGGCAGAUGGAGCGACAGGAGGUCGGCGUGAGAGCCUGAGCACAAGGGCUAAGCGAUUUCUGUCUAACCUUGUACCACGCUAUCCUCGAGAAAAAGAGCGCGACGGCGGAAAGUUCUUCAGGCAGAAAUCUCGCUCCUGUCAUGAUCUUGGAGCUUUGUGAGUCAUAGACUGAUAGAGUGGUAGAGAAGCUGAAAAACAAAGAGAGACAAAAGUAAGAAGGAGAGAAAGAGGAGUAAGAUUGACAAUGGAGCGUUAAACGACCAGAGCCUAGAAAGAAACAAGUUUUAGAGAGGUGUAUGAAAGUAAGAAGUACAGAAAUGAAUUUUAAAAAGUAAAAUAAAUUACCUUAAUAAUAUCUAAGGCCAGGUGAUUGAGGUAAAACUGUAGACCUUUGUCUGAAUGAACAAAUGUAGAUUGCAUGCUCCAUUAUAUACAAAAAAAAUCAAAUGGUAUAGGCAGUCCAGUUACUGUGAGUAUUUGUGGUAUCCUGCUAUAUUUGUGUACUCCAGCAUCCUGGGGAAAUCAGCUUUCUGUUCAAACAGUAGAAUGAACCUUUUUUUAACAGAUUGCAAUCACCUUACUGACUGUGCCGCUGAAUUGUACGUGUGAGAACUUACAUUCUUAAAUCCCAAAGGUCCAUUCUCCGUUACUCAG